AUGGACGCCCAAGAGACGCACUCGCAUUCCACACCACACACCGCAAGAGAAGGAGCAGAAGAGGAAGCGGAAGAGGAAGCACAGGCACAGGCACAGGCACAAGCACAAGAUGGCCAUGUCACCCCAAGCCAGCCCCAUGCACCGGGCCUCGAUCUGGACGACAGCACCCCACGAUCCGAGCUGCCCUCAGUCCCAGAGGCCCUCAGCGCAAAUCUCCUCACCCAGAGCCACGUCCUCGAGCCAGAACCAAGCUACUUCUCUCCGCAACCCCUCCGCCUCUAUUCCUCUCCCAUCCCCCGCUCCACGCCUGCCUCGACCAAUCCCUCCCCCACCGCAAGCACCAAUGCUUCGGCCGCCUCCCUUGGCUUGAUAGAGCUGCCCACUGUCCACGAGAUUGCACACUCUUCUGGCCUGGCAACACAUCCCGACCGCCCAGCCUUCCUGCGAGACUUCUCCACGUCCAGCAAUGCUACAGUGCGCGCAAAUGGGUUAGAUACUACCUACACGUACACGACUCCUUCACGGCAACGGGAUGGGCCCGUCUACCCCAACCAGUCCUAUGCCGCCCUACACCUUCAGCAAUAUCCCAUACCGCAUGUUCCCCCCAUCGUUCGUUCCCGCAGUUCGCACCCCUCCCACUCCGCCGCAAAUUCGCUCUCUAGCCUCUCGGCAUUUGGCCUUUCAGACGAGCACUAUCGAGAUAUCAUGGAGUCGGGCCCCCGGACGGUUGGCAACUCUCCAGUUAGCAGUCCAGGCCUCUUCGAUCCUACCAACCGUCGUUCGCGAAACUUUGAGCAGCCCGACGACGGCCUCUACUCGAGCCCUUGGCUACACCACACGCACAGACAACCUCCCAAGGAGACCCAUAUCGCCGACGUCCAAGCCGACCCCGUUUCUGGACGCAAGAUUGUCAACCAGUACGAGAUCAUCGACGAGCUUGGCCGGGGCGUGCACGGCAAGGUCAAAUUAGGAAAAGACCUGAUGCACUCAAGGUAUGUCGCCAUCAAGAUCGUUGACCGCUACUCCAAACGCCGACGCUUGGGCAAAAACACGAGCCACGAGGACAAGAUCAAACGCGAAAUCGCCAUCCUCAAGAAGGCCCGCCACCCCAACAUCGUCAGCCUGCUCGAAGUCAUAGACGACCCGGCUAAGAAGAAGGUCUAUAUCGUACUGGAGCAUGUUGAGUUGGGCGAGGUCAAGUGGAGAACUGAAGGGGCCAAGGAGAUAUGUCUGGUGGAAUGGCGUCGCUUCAAGCGGGAAUCCCAUGGUAUUUUCGACAAUGACAGCGCAGCCUUGGAAGACGAAAAGAUCAUCAGAGUGGCGCACCAACAGCUUGCCCGCCAACAACGUCGUCUGGCUAGGGAAGCACACAUCCGCCGUAAGAACGCUACAUCCAACCAACCUUGGAGUCUUGAAUUCGGUAUGGACUCAGAUGACGAACAGUCCGAGACUGGCCGGAGCUCUCAAGCUUCCAAUCAUGAUGACGACCGUCUGCCCAACCAAGUUCAGUUUAAACAACAACCCUCUUCAAGUCACCACAACGAGCAUAUGGAAACGGCCUUCCGUUCGUCGCCCCCUGCUACGAAUUUGCGAUCUGAUCAAGCUGAUGUCGCCACCGGGCUUGAGGGGACAAUGUAUGGCGCGUACGACACAGAACUCGUCAGGGGUCGCACACCAAGUCUUGCCGAUAGCAUCUCUUCUCACCUGACGGAUGCAGAAGAGGACAUACCCGAACACUUUCACUACGUCCCUUUGAUGACUACCCAAGCUGCUUGGGAAGCUUUCAAGGACACCGUCUUGGGCAUAGAGUAUUUACACUACCAAAACGUCAUCCAUCGCGACAUCAAGCCCGCCAAUCUUCUUGUAACAAGAGAGCACCGAAUCAAAAUAUCCGACUUUGGCGUGUCCUACUUGGGCCGGCAGAAGACGGAAGAAAGCAACGGAGAUCACGCAGAGUCCGACUAUCAGGAGGUCGACGAAGCCAUUGAAUUAGCCAAGACGGUAGGCACCCCAGCCUUCUACGCCCCCGAACUCUGCCGCACUGAGGUCGACGCGGAUACUCCACUCGUUGAUGGCGGUAUCGACAUCUGGGCCCUCGGCGUAACACUUUACUGCCUCAUCUAUGGUCGUGUGCCCUUCCACGACACGAAUACUUUCACCCUCAUGAGGGUCAUCAGUGAUGAGGAGCCAUACAUACCAAGGUAUCGACUGAAGCCUGUGGCUGAACACGCCAACUCGCGACCCAACUCGCACGGACGGAACAGUCAGCCAAUGAUGAGCAGCAAGAGGGCCCCACACGAUCUUGAGUACGAGGAAGUCGAUGAGAACUUACGCGAUCUUCUACGACGCUUGCUAAUCAAGGAUGCCCGACAUCGCAUCACCAUCCCCGAAAUCAAACGCCACCCGUGGUUACUUUCCGGCAUCCCCAACUACGAUGUAUGGGCUGAAGAGACGGAUCCGAGCAGAUCAUAUGAUGGAGGAAAAAUUGAAAUCUCCAAGGACGAUGUCGAGCAGGCUGUGGUUCCCAUUGGCUUCGUCGAACGUAUCCGUUCGGCCGCCAAAAAGACUGCAGACUUCGUGACGAAAGGGUUUACUCGUAGUUCAGGUUCAAGACGUCGCGCUCAGAGCUCUGCGACAAACCAAGAACCGCCUCCAAGCAUCAGUGCGACUUCUUCGAGCAGCAAUAUCAGCCAAGACGGAAGGCGGGGCAGUCUGGCACCUAGUGCCAUUCUCGAGUUAAUAAGUCGGUCACGUGAAGCAGAGCAUCCUCUUUCACAUAGUGUUACCGCAAGCCCAGAAGCAAGGGAGCGAUCGAAAUACUUUGAUAGUCCAACCUCUCGCACCGCGUCUCCUGCACAAGGUGCUGAGGGUUAUAGACCGCUUCUACAAGACCGGGCCCUUUCAUCCAUACAGACGGUUAGGCAAGCAGAUAUGCUUCAGGGUCGAUCCGGCUCCCCAAGCUUGCCACCAGCUCUCCCUGGCACUCCAUUGGCUCUAGAUUCUCCUGGUGGUUCGCAACUGGGUGGCUUAUUUGGAGGGCUCCCCCGACGAGUGGUCAAUAGUAUGAGGAGUAAAGACAAGCUCAAGCCUCCAAAAGAACACUCCCGCGUAAAGUCAAUUGAUAGGCUUAUUGGAGGCGACGACGAUGCUCACGGCGUCCCCAGCCUUGCAGUAAGCACCACAACCGCCUCUGGCCAUGUAGACCAGCCGGAUGCCCUAAAGGACCUAUCGCCUGUAGCCCAAGGAUUGCUGACCAGCUCCCCCGACACAUAUUCCCGUGGAGCGCUCAAUACCACCUCGCGGCAGUCAUCAGUGACAUCUCUCUCCUCUCGGCUACACCGAAACUGGGCGACGGCAAACGAGCUUGAAGUUGGUCCUAUGUUGGGCAUACCUUCAGAUACCAGACCAGAGUAUUCGCAUUUCCCAUUGGCACAAACGCAGCCUCCACAAGAAUUCUAUGCCGGCAGAAGGCCAUCAUAUCCUGCGCCUGCGCCACAUGCUCGUGAAACAUCGGAUCACAGGUUCAGUCGCGCGAAGGAUGAGUUCGUGCAACGCAAGGUCAGGGAAGAGAACUUAUACCGCGAAAGGUCGACUUCUGCAACGUAUCAAAGGCCAUCUUCAUCACUCAGUCAGACUGCGUGCCCUCCAAGUCCGGAUGACGAAAUGCAUUUACAACGUCAAAAAGUUGAAGAUUACUUGAAUCGCAACGACGCGUCCUCCGAGAAUAGUCCUGUUGGUGGACAAGAGCGAGGUCUAGCCUUUUGUUCGUCCGAGGAGCAUUUCUCGCCCAUGUCGCAGUCUACAUCCAAUCCUUCGAUCCCUUCGGUUGCAUCUGCCGGCUCCUCAGCGCCGGACGAGUGCGGGCCGUUGAAUCAUUUUGCCGACAUGAUGCCCGUGGCAUCAGCGGACUCAUUCCGCAUCAAUCAUCUUGAAACUCAUCUCGACGAUCCUACGGGCUACGACGGAGACCACGCCAUCGAAAGUGAUGAAGAUGACGAGAGCGACGAUGACGGACUCUUUAUCAUCAAGAAGCCCAAGCCCAAGGAUACGUCUCACCGAAGUAAUUCAAUCUCCAACGCCGAAUUAUCGCGCUCGAUUGUGCACCAGGAUAUUAGGGCUACGGGUCGUCGCCGCUCAACCCGCAGUGGAAGCAACGGCACUGUCAAGAAGAUACUUCCUUCGAGUGAGCCAUUCGACGAGCAAACCCCCACACCUGAAGCGCCAGCAUCUACAGGACAAUAA
This is a messenger RNA of Cucurbitaria berberidis CBS 394.84, 4242 nucleotides long. Its product is annotated as serine/threonine-protein kinase PAK1. Gene Ontology annotation, biological process: protein phosphorylation. NCBI's taxonomy places the organism in Eukaryota, Fungi, Ascomycota, Dothideomycetes, Pleosporales, Cucurbitariaceae. The transcript has a single exon. The record is from RefSeq and is a predicted model, not a curated record. Bases 1 to 4242 code for a protein of 1413 amino acids. Gene Ontology annotation, molecular function: protein kinase activity; ATP binding.